UCACAAGCGGCAUAAUUCAACCGUUCAACCGAUCGAAGCGUUCGCCGUUCACUAAUCAUUGUCAGACCAGUCACCAGGUGUGUCGUUUGUCAGUCCCGAGUUGCACGCUUUUUCGAACGUUCCGUUCGUUAUCUCGUCGCCCGUUCAUCGAGUAAUUUGGAUUUCCUUCACCGUCCAACACUAAAAUGGUUUACCUCGUCACCGACGCCGCCGACUUAGCUGCCAAGCUGACCGACGCCAAGGGAAAGUUAGUAAUCAUCGACUUCUUUGCCAAAUGGUGUGGUCCGUGCAAACUGAUUGCUCCAUAUAUUGAAGAGUUGGCAAACGAAUUCCCAGAUGUUGUUAUGUUAAAAGUUGACGUUGACGAAUGCGAAGAAGCUUCAUUGGAAUACAACAUUCAAUCAAUGCCUACCUUUGUCUUUGUAAAAUCUAAAGCUGAGGUUGAUCGAUUUUCCGGGGCAAACAGAGACAAGUUAAAGGAAACCUUAGUAAAGAACAAAUAAUACCAACGCUGGCGUCAACCAAAAACACCAGAACAUGGGCCUACUUAAAACAAUAUUAUAAAUUAAAAACAUUUUUUUUUUUUACACUGAAAUAGAAUAAUAGAUUUUAUGUUAUUUGCAAAUUAUAUUUGGAAAAAAUUAUUACAAAAAUACAAUAAAUUUAUAUAUUAUAAUAUUUA
Molecule: messenger RNA, 682 nt
Organism: Adelges cooleyi (spruce gall adelgid)
Lineage: Eukaryota; Metazoa; Arthropoda; Insecta; Hemiptera; Adelgidae
Gene: Trx2
Product: thioredoxin-2
Exons: 4
Coding region: 186-503 (105 amino acids)
Molecular function (GO): protein-disulfide reductase activity
Source: RefSeq, a predicted model, not a curated record